AUGGCAAAUGGACCAGCUUUUUGGUUUAGUGUAAUUAACCAAGGCGGUAAAAACAAAACGAAAACAAAAAACCCUCUUCCUAUUCCCUCCACACACACUCUCUCUCUCUCUGUCUCUCUCUCUAGGGUUUUGGUGUGUGUGAGAAAAAAAAGAGAAGACAUGGCUGCUUCGUCCAAGGUUUUCGGGAGGGGUUGCAGAGUUCUGAUGGCGGCAGCUAAAAGUUCUGCCGCCGCGACUGCGGCUCACACCGCCGCUGCCACCGCCGCGGCGGCAAAUGUUGCUCCUCGUGGGUUGAUGAAGCCAUUGCGAGUCUCCCCUGCUCUUGGUGCGUUUCUCGGAGUUUCUGAAGCAUCUCGCUCUGAUGUCGUCAAAAAGGUUUGGCAGCACAUCAAGCUCAACAAUCUCCAGAAUCCUCAAAACAAGAAAGAGAUCAUUUGUGAUGAGAAAUUGAAGACAAUAUUUGAUGGUAAAGAUAAAGUUGGGUUUUUGGAGAUUGCAAAAUUGUUGAAGCCGCAUUUUGUUGUAUCUAAGUGAUGCUUCUGUAUAAGCAUUCUGGAUAAUUUAAAUAGUAGUUUAUUUUGUUCUUUUGGUGGUUCAUGUCGGAAUCUAUGAUCAUGAGUUUUGUUCAGAUGCUUUUGUAUUACUCGCGUACCAUUAGAAGAACGGCGUGUAAUGUUUGUCAAAGUGAAGUGUACGACUUGGAUUACGUUUAGUUUUAUUUACAGUUAAAAUUAAAAGUUUUGAUUCUGUGA
Molecule: messenger RNA, 752 nt
Organism: Camellia sinensis
Lineage: Eukaryota; Viridiplantae; Streptophyta; Magnoliopsida; Ericales; Theaceae
Product: upstream activation factor subunit UAF30
Source: RefSeq, a predicted model, not a curated record